Messenger RNA from Arabidopsis thaliana (thale cress), 671 nucleotides. Its product is annotated as mediator of RNA polymerase II transcription subunit, putative (DUF3511). NCBI's taxonomy places the organism in Eukaryota, Viridiplantae, Streptophyta, Magnoliopsida, Brassicales, Brassicaceae. The transcript has a single exon. The record is from RefSeq and is marked reviewed. Bases 183 to 446 code for a protein of 87 amino acids.
UUCCCACUUUCGUUAUAAACCUAAACAAUGCUACCCCCACUUCUUUAUAACCCAAACCCAUUUAAGAAGUGUAGUAAGCUUCUUCACCCACAUAGCUAUAACAAGAGAGAGAGAUAGACAUAGAGCAAAAAUUAGUUUCUUAGAAGUUACAAAAUCAAAGAUCAGAACCAAAGAGCCUAAAGAUGAUGAAGGGAAGCAAGUCUUACACGGAGUAUUCGUCAUCUUUCUCAACAGAUGAAUUUGGUUAUGAUCAGAACCGUUCAAACUCCUAUAACUUCAAUGGGCCUUGUAUCAACACAGAUCCGGAGAUGAAAAGAAAGAAGAGAGUUGCUUCUUAUAAUCUUUUUGCCACGGAGGAAAAGCUCAAGAGUACUCUCAAGAACAGUUUCAAAUGGAUCAAGAACAAAUUCUCAGGCGAUGAUAAUAGUAUCCGGUACAACGUCUAGAUUAGUCCACUUUGCUCCUGAUCUUUUUAUUUCUUCCUUUUUAUUACACUAAGAUCUUAGUGAAACUUAACAUGUAAAUAAAGUGUGUGAGAUUGUGUAUGUGUGUGUGUGUGUCUAAAGUUUUGUAUGUUACUCAAAUGGAAAUGUCAAUUUGCUUUAAUUAUUUCUUUAUUGUUAUACUGUUUAUUUGGUUGAGUCAAUCCAAAUAAAAAACACAAAACUUUU